AUGGGGAGCGCUGCCUUUGCCCUGGUCCUCGCCCUGGCCCUGGCAGCGUGUGUCACCCCUGCAGAGAGGAAGUGCCAGCUCAGCGGGCUGUGGAGGAAUGAGCAGGACUCGCUGAUGGAGAUUUCAGCAGUGAGAGACGAUGGGGACUUCCAGGGGAGAUACCUCACACGGGUCACCCUUGCUGGUGGCUGUGCCCGCAUCUCCCCUCUGAAGGGUGCCCAGCAGCAGCCCGGCGAGGGGGGCUGGCCCACCUUCGCCUUCACCGUGCGCUGGGACAAGUUCUCCAAUGCCACCACCGCCUUCGCGGGGCAAUGCUUCGUAGACACGGGUGGAAAGGAGACGCUGACCACCAUGUGGCUGCUGCGCGAAGCUGUUGGGUCCCUCAAGGACGACUGGAAAGCCACGAGGGUGGGCAGAAAUGUCUUCACACGCAAACGCAUCCCGAAAGGAAAGAUCCUGCCAAGCUUGUCCCCAUCCUGUGAAGACACGUCUUCACCUGCCCCAUGA
Antrostomus carolinensis (chuck-will's-widow) is the source of this 507-nucleotide messenger RNA. RefSeq names its product avidin. The record is from RefSeq and is a predicted model, not a curated record. The transcript is spliced from 4 exons. Gene Ontology annotation, molecular function: biotin binding. Bases 1 to 507 code for a protein of 168 amino acids. Lineage: Eukaryota; Metazoa; Chordata; Aves; Caprimulgiformes; Caprimulgidae.